This is a messenger RNA of Daktulosphaira vitifoliae (grape phylloxera), 1110 nucleotides long. RefSeq lists its product as uncharacterized. The record is from RefSeq and is a predicted model, not a curated record. Bases 1 to 1110 code for a protein of 369 amino acids. Gene Ontology annotation, molecular function: nucleic acid binding. Gene Ontology annotation, biological process: DNA integration. The transcript has a single exon. Lineage: Eukaryota; Metazoa; Arthropoda; Insecta; Hemiptera; Phylloxeridae.
AUGCACAGUGGACCUCAAGCCUUGGUGGCCUCUAUUAGACAGCGCUACUGGCCUUUAAAAGCGCGAAGUUUGGCUCGUACUAUAGUACACAAUUGCGUUAAUUGUUUUAAACUGAAACCUCAAAUAGUACAACCGAUCAUGGGGAGUCUGCCUGGUUCACGGGUACAGAGUGGAAGAGCAUUUGCCAUAUGUGGUGUAGAUUUUGCGGGUCCAGUCAUGAUAAGAACGAGCUUGCGUCGUAAGGCACCAUGUAACAAAGGAUACAUCAGCAUAUUUGUAUGUUUCGCGAUAAAGGCGAUACAUAUCGAACUCGUGAGCGAUUUGUCAACGAAGACAUUUUUACAGGCGUUGAACAGAUUUUUUGAUCGACGUGGCAAAAGUUCAAUAAUUUACAGUGAUAACGCCCGAAAUUUUGUGGGCAUGCGUCGGCAUUUAAAGGAGGUGUACGCACUUUUCCAGUCUCCAGAACAUCAGCGAUCCGUUUUCUCUCAUCUAGCGGACAAAGGAAUUGAGUGGCGAUUUAUACCACCCCGUGCGCCACAUUUCGGUGGACUUUGGGAGGCUGCGGUCAAAAGUAUGAAAAGUUUGCUAUAUCGCGUUUUAGGAGAAGCUCGGCUCACGUACGAAGAAUUAUUAACUGUACUAACGAGAGUGGAAGCGGUACUUAACUCGCGACCAAUAACUCCAGUAUCCUCUGAUCCGGCUGAUCUAACCUAUCUCACACCAGGUCAUUUUUUAAUUGGCGAUAUAAUGACUGCCAUACCGGAAAAGGACGAGACGACCACGCCUAUUACUCACUUAAAUAGGUGGAGAAUAGUCUCUCAUUACACCCAAGUACUUUGGAAACGGUGGCACCAAGAGUACUUAUCUCAACUACAGGAAAGAACCAAAUGGUCCAGCACGAAAGGGCCUAAGUUACAAAUUGGAACUAUUGUGUUGGUAAAAGAGACAAAUUUACCACCACUCAAAUGGCAAGUUGGGCGUGUAAUGGAAUUAUACUGUGACCAUGACAACGUGGCACGAUCAGCAAAGGUCCAUACUAACGUCGGCGAGUUUUCACGAGCGGUCAGGUUAUUAUGUCCGUUACCUUUUGAAGGCAACAGUUUGUAG